GUGUGUGUGUGUGUGUGUGUGUGUGUGUGUGUGUGUGUGUGUUUAUUGCUAUAUGAGUUUGAACUGGAUGUUAAAUGUCUUGUUUUUUUCUUACUUGUUAUCCAUCUCCCCCUCUCUUUUCUUUUCCAGGUUCCAGGUGAUUUAAGCCAGACGUCGGAUGACCCCAGCCUGUCAGAUUUUGAGACGGCUCAUCGCGCUCUCAUCAACGUGUGGAUCCCCUCCGUGUUCCUGCAGGGCAGAGCUGCCAACGCCUACCACGUCUACCAGGUCUACAUCCGGAUCCUGGACAACGAGUGGAACGUGUACAGGCGCUACACCGAGUUCAGGGAGCUCCACAACCACCUGAGGACCCAGUUUCCACAGGUGGACACCUUCAACUUCCCACCCAAGAAAGCCAUAGGGAACAAGGAUGCCAAGUUUGUGGAGGAGAGGAGGAAGCAGCUGCAGGGCUACCUUCGCACGGUGAUGAACAAACUGAUCCAGACGCUGCCAGGGUUCACAGCCCGCCCCACCAAAGAGACCCUGCUGUCUCUGCUGCCUUUCUGUCUAGACACACCCCAGGCCAACGACGGCGGGUCCAAGACGCCCCGGUCCAAAACGUCAUCCCGCUUCCCCAGACUGGGCCGCAGCCGCAACCAGGAAACCAGACCUGAACCCCAGAGUGGCGACCUUUAACCCCCCCCCCCUCCCAAGAGCCGCUGAACUAAUAGUCUCUCACUCUGUAGGCCGAGGAGGACCUCCUUGGACUGUGACACACAGGCUUACAGUGUGUGAGGACAUUAGGGGUGUCUGACGGACCUUCAGAGCCUCAGUGGAGGUUUGGAGACGUGUCUAGGAGAAAUGUAAAUGUGUCUGUGCAUCGCCGGGCUGAGUAAAGGACAAACGACUCGCCUGAGGCGGCCUAGCAGUGAACCCAAUCAUACAGCACCUCUUACCUCACUGAGACACAAAAAGACUCUCUGCAAACUGCACAGGAACUGUCCUGGACUGCUCUCUCUAAUCUCAAACACAAUGAGACGAUGGAGAGGUGUUUUUUUUUUUCUUACUCCGCUCAGUUUUGUAGUGACGGUGUUUCUUGGUCACAGUGCCAACAGUGUUUUGUAGCUGCUUUCCUGCUCUGGGAACGGAGCGGAGGGUGUGGAUUUAAGUAUUAUCUGGGGAAAUGAAUUUUGCUUUUCAGCUAAUGUGUCAGCAUUAUAGUGCCAUUACAUUUUAGAUGAUGAUUCACAUUCUCUGCUGUGGACCACAAGGCAGUGGGCAUUCCUUUUUCCUACUUCUGUUAUAUUAUUAUCAUUAUGGCUAAUGGAAGAUCUGCAGAAAAACACAUCUUAAUGUGACCGGGGAUGCAGUGGUUAUGAAAAGCAUCUUUUAAAUUCUACAUAAAGAGCAUGUGAAUGGAUUUGGGUUAACACACCUGAUAAAAAACAAAAUCUAUUUGGGACUGUACAAAAGUUAUUAGGGUUGGGAGGGGGGGGUGAAUCUUAUAAUUCACUAUCUGAAAAAGCAAGACCCCCCAGAGCUAUUGAUGUUCUCCCAUUAUCUUUAAAUAAGUACUUAGUUGUUACAACUCACUUAACUAUUACUGACUAAAAGAGGCAAAGAAUAACCCUAAUAUAACGAUGGAAAAAUAAUCCAAAAUUCCAAAUUCAACAAAAUUCCAGCCACUGUUUACUUCAGAGUAAAAGCUUUUACACACCGAGGGUGGUUUUUUUUCUGUGCAAUUAAUUUGCACUUAAAUUAAUUUUUUGAACUGUUAUUUUCAUACAACAUUACGCGUCGAAAAAGCGGUGCGUUUUUCUUUUUUUUUUUUUUUUCUGAACAAGGUUGAUUUUUCUCAGCUUUCGCAUC
Messenger RNA from Anarrhichthys ocellatus (wolf-eel), 1848 nucleotides. Its product is annotated as sorting nexin-29-like. The record is from RefSeq and is a predicted model, not a curated record. The annotation marks the transcript as partial. Lineage: Eukaryota; Metazoa; Chordata; Actinopteri; Perciformes; Anarhichadidae. Gene Ontology annotation, molecular function: phosphatidylinositol binding. The transcript is spliced from 5 exons.